AUGUCAAAAUUUUUGAAAAUAAUCCACACGCCGACCGCAAAUGUGGCUGAAAAUUAUGCGAACACGUAUAUAUGGGAAUUUGAGUUAAAAGAUGCUGAAAGUUCAAAGUUUAGCGUGUACGACUUCUUGCCGGUCUCCGCAUUCUCCACGAAUCUUCUGAAGAAUUUCUCUGACGUUGUUCAAGAAGGAGUGAUUUUCGAAAUAUCGAUUCCCGAAUAUAAAAAGAUUACCGAUGGAAUUGAUGUGCGAUGGUUCGCAAAAAUUAUAAAAGUGUGUGGUUAUAGAGCACUUGCGAGGUAUAUUGGAGCAUCAGAAAAUGACAAAUCUGAUUUUUGGGUAAACGUUCUUUCGAAUGCUGUUCAUCAUUGUGGAAGCGUCGAAAGCGACGACCCAGAUCAAGACAAAGUUACCUAUGGGUUGCCAUUUUUUCUUGCUGAACGCCACGAAAAAGAUCUCGAAAAUUUUAUCAAAACAACGGUCGACAGUGAGCUGACCGCCGGUAUCGCGCUCUCAAAAGCAUACGAGAAAUGCAAAAAUGAUUUAUUUAAAAGUCCAUUUAAGGUUGGCCAACGGCUAGAACUGGUGGAUUACAGCCAGUCGGAUAAAUUGCGACCGGCGCGAAUCAAAAGCAUUUGCGGACGACGUUUAAAUGUGCUUGUUACUCGCGAUGACUAUGAUGGCGAAUGGAAGGAGCAGCCCGAAGAUCGACAAUUAGACAAUGAAGACGCCGAAUAUUGGAUCGAUCAGGACAGCUUCUUCAUAUUUCCCGUCGGGUUUGCGACAUUCAACGGUUAUGAAUUGAAUGCGAAACGCGAAUACAAAAAACACACGGAAAAUAUUGCCAAAGCGCUUCGAGAAGGAAAAACUCCACCAUAUCACGAGAAAGACGCGAAGCCCGAGCAGUUUUUCAAACCUCCCAUCGACCAAGCGAAUUUGGCAAAAGUGAAAGUUGGGCAGAAAUUGGAGCUUCUUGAUCCACUAGCGGUUAGCUUCAACAGUUUUCGUGUGGCCAGUGUCUCGAAAAUCCUUAAAACUCCAGGCUAUAUUGUUGUCUCGAUUGAUGAUCCAGAGGACGAAGAUCUUGUGCCGGUUCACGUCACCGAUCCGUAUUUGUUUCCGGUUGGCUAUGGAGAAAAGUAUGGCAUAAAAGUCGAGGAGCCGAAAGGAUGGGAAAAUCGCUUCAAUUGGGGCGAUUAUUUGAAAAAGCACAAAGCUGAGGCGAUGCCGAUCGAUUUGUUCAAAAAAGAGCCGACGCCGGAGAGGUUGGCAAUGUUCAAGCCGGGCUCGAAACUUGAAGCCGCCGAUAUGUGCGAGAAUCAGCUCGUGUGUCCCGCGUCGAUAAAAGAAAUGAAAGGACGAAUUAUCAAUGUCCAUUUUGACGGCUGGGGGCCGAACUUUGACGAACUUUAUGAUAUCGAUUCUCAUGACAUUUUUCCUGUUGGAUGGUGCGAAAUUCAUGGAUAUGUUCUUCAACGCCCAGAGGAAACUUGA
This is a messenger RNA of Caenorhabditis bovis, 1491 nucleotides long. The record is from the annotation of a GenBank genome assembly. NCBI's taxonomy places the organism in Eukaryota, Metazoa, Nematoda, Chromadorea, Rhabditida, Rhabditidae.